Plectropomus leopardus (leopard coralgrouper) is the source of this 1362-nucleotide messenger RNA. Its product is annotated as C-X-C motif chemokine 10-like. Gene Ontology annotation, biological process: chemotaxis; defense response; immune response. NCBI's taxonomy places the organism in Eukaryota, Metazoa, Chordata, Actinopteri, Perciformes, Serranidae. Gene Ontology annotation, cellular component: extracellular region. Gene Ontology annotation, molecular function: chemokine activity. The record is from RefSeq and is a predicted model, not a curated record.
GAGAGGACUUGCAUCACAACUGCAGAGAGAACAGCUCAGCUUUCAAAGAAUGCUUGCAGACUAACACUUAAAAAUUUGAUUGUAUCUCUGAGUUCAGCUUCAGAGCAGACAUGUCUUUUAUUACUAUUGUGGCAGUCCUGGUUUUCCUGACAAUCCCUGAGGGUAUCAGUCUGGAUCAUGCAGUGGUUCAGCGAUGUCGAUGCAUCAGCAAGGAGAAACAGCCCAUCGGACGUUACAUUGCAACAGUGGAGGUGCAACCCCCCAGCUCCCACUGCAAAGACACUGAGAUUAUUGCCACUCUUAAAAGGGAUGGGACAAAAGUUUGUCUGGACCCUAAUGCUCCUUGGGUGAAAAAAGUGCUUGAGAGGAAAACGUCUGAGCAGACAUCUUGAAGGAAAAACCUUCACAAAUUUGGCUCAGAUGUAAAGAAGACCCUGAAGCAUUUUCAUUGCCACUGAAGCUCAAAGUGGAAGCGUGGAUCGCACUGAUGGAGCACAAAGAGCAAUUUUUUUUCUAGAUGAGGAAGAUUCAUGUGGCAGCUUCGAGGUUGAUUGUCUAUCCAACUUUUUUUGUGUUGUGUGGUCCAGCAAGAAUAAAGGCACGGUGACGUAACUCUGGCCAAUAUGGUGAAUUUGUAUGUCUACUUCCUUUAGAAGAGCUAUUUUUGUAAGCCAUCGAAAUACUUGUAUUUUAACUGAAAAUUGGGAUGAAUGUAAAUAACUGUAGGGUAAAUGGAGAACAAACUAGUAUUCUGGUUUAUUUGCAGACUGCAGGACAGAAUGAAAUUCAAGUGUAUGAACCUGUUUCCAACUUUUUUUAACCAAUCAUCUUCAUUUGUAUAUUUACUACUAUAGCGACAUACAGUUCAUAUUUUACAUGAUCAAAGUCAAGUGUACAUCUGUCUUCAAACAACAUACAUUUUCAUCUGAAAUGUUAAGACAGUGACUAAAUUGUGGCAUUAAUUACAAACCAAAAAUAUCUGUCAGUGUCUCUGUCCGUAUAAUUUUGUUAAUAAUUGUAUUUACGUAUAUUUACCAUUAAUUUGUUGCUUAUUAGCAUGCAUAUUAGUGGCAAUUUGGCUCUUUAUUAGUCAUUAUAAAGCACAUAUCUAGUCACAUAUAGUCAACAAAUUAUAGGCCAUUAAUCCUACUUGUUAAAGAAUAAGAUUUUUUAUUUUAUUAGAAACAGACCCAAAAUUGCAAUCAGUAAACUCACUUAAUCUAUCGAUUAUUUUUUCGAUUAAUUGCUUAAUCUAUCAAGUAUUUUUUCGAUUUGUCUAUCGAUAUUUUUUUAUUGAUCUAACUAACUAACUAAAGAGCAAACACAAUAGUUUGAUAAUAAAUGGCUUCACCCAACCACUAA